AUGGCUAAGCCAAGACCUUCAGACACCUCCAAAGAUCAAUCGAGAGCAAAUAUACAUAAUCAAACUCCUUUCAAAGUUAAAACGUAUCCUUUCAAGAAAAACCUGGACCGCGCUUCUUCUCGUAACUUUUUAAUUAAGAAAUCGAGCAGGCAAAAAUCAUACAAAGAAAAACAUGAUAUCGGUGGUCGACGUUCGUGUGUCCCGACUUAUAGCCAGGAUGGUCGUUUAUUCUAUGAUUUGUACGCUCGCUUUGGCCCUCUAAGGACGUUUGCGGCUGGCUCUGAGACUUCUAAAGAACAAUAUACAUCUCAUUCCUCGUUUGACAGGCAAUUGUUUCGUAAUCGGCGUUGCGGACACAGCUUAAAUUCUUCUAUAAAGAAUGAAUCGAAUUCAUCCAAAGGAGAUAUAAUCAAGCCGAAAUCUCUUCCUACUAAGAAUAGCUCAAAAAUUCCCUUUUCUAAUGGAAGUAAACGCAUUGCUAGCAUUACCUCUUCGUUUAAAAAUAGUCUCAUUAUUCGUAAAGAAAUCCUCAUUGAGGAUUCUAUUUCUAAUUCAAAAUGCUCAAAAUUACCGGAACACUACAUUAAAAAGAAGAAUCUUAUUUAUGAUACGAAAAAGACGCAAUCUAAAAAACAACUAAGUGAAAAACGAUUAAAGCGCGAACUUGGGGAUGACUAUAAGGAGCCGCCGCAUCAUUUAGGCAAGCGAGUAGCCAGUCUAAACGCUUGCGCCAUUAUUAAUGCCUUUAGUGUUGAUUCAAAGCCUAAAAAAAAAGAAACGGUUUCAUCAAGCAAAUCGAACAAGCGGAUAUCAAAUGAUUCCCUCUCGAUGGUCAUGCUCGUUAACAAGUCAGGAGAGCUAAAUAUAGAGAACACAGUUGAUACUCCUGCUUCAAUUUCGCCACCUAUACUACAGCCAUAUUGUGCCUCGGUUGCGCAUCCUGGUUUUGCUAAGCUCGGCCCACCGAAUCUAAUUGCAAGCGAAGCAGCUUCGGCCCCAUCUCAUUCUCCUUCCACUCCUAUUAUUAAACAGAUAACUACUAAACCAAAGCGAUCUGUUUCAAAAAAAAGGCUGACUGAUCCACCCCUUAUUCAGCCGCUAAAUAAGCCACUUGUUCCCAGUGAAUCUGUUUCCAGUACUAUUCCGACUGCAUAUCCGCUACCUAGUGUCGAAAGCUAUCACGCACAGAAAGUCAUUCCUUAUGGACCUGAUGGAAGUUCAGGAUAUCAAAAAAUUACCCAUCAAAUCGUACGUAUAAAUUCUUCAAGAAGUGACCUUCAUGAUCAAGGCUUUUCUUCAUCCUGCCUUUCACACCCACUUAUAGUUCAACCUCGCUCGUCACCAUCGAUUAGAAUUCCCCAAGUGCCACAA
Molecule: messenger RNA, 1371 nt
Organism: Protopolystoma xenopodis
Lineage: Eukaryota; Metazoa; Platyhelminthes; Monogenea; Polystomatidea; Polystomatidae
Source: the annotation of a GenBank genome assembly